Molecule: messenger RNA, 2229 nt
Organism: Drosophila rhopaloa
Lineage: Eukaryota; Metazoa; Arthropoda; Insecta; Diptera; Drosophilidae
Product: G-protein coupled receptor dmsr-1
Exons: 8
Coding region: 338-1603 (421 amino acids)
Biological process (GO): G protein-coupled receptor signaling pathway
Cellular component (GO): membrane
Molecular function (GO): G protein-coupled peptide receptor activity
Source: RefSeq, a predicted model, not a curated record
UCUUCUGAGCAACUUAAUUCGGAGCAAAAAUUUCAACGUUUUCGCUGAGCAAUUGUAAACAAAUUUAAAAAUAUUUUCAUCCAAUUUAGUUUAUGGACGCUUUCUAUGAAUAUUUAAGCACACAAUCGUGUAUUGAGUUGGAAAGGAAUGCUUUGCUCAAUGUAUUUUUGCAUCGCUGGGUUUCUAUAUAAACAAUUUCAAUAUAAAUUAUAAAAGCUGUUGCACGUUCUUGUGGCGCCAUUUAUUUGCAUAAUUAAAGAGGUUCGCCUAGAUGGUGGGCGAGAUUAGGAGUCGCUCGGAUGAUGGCAGCCUCUGAUUAGCAGUUUAUUUAUCACGAAUGAAAAUCAAUUAUCUGGCUGCAAUGAUGCAGGACAUCGGUAACGUGGGCCAGACCCAUUUGGAGCCCCGCAAACCCUUCAACGACACAGUUUUAAAGGGCUACAAAUUGACCAGCAACGAUAUAGAUAACUUUUUGAAGUACUGGCAUGAGUUCCAGAUGAAGAACGCAUCCUCACAGGUGGACGAAUGCCAGGGAUACUGUCAGGGGGAAAUCUACAACUGGCUGCGAGCCUACAACAGCAUUCAUGGAUACGUUUCCCUGAUGAUUUGCAUAUUCGGGACAAUAGCAAACAUCUUGAACAUAAUGGUCCUCACGAGAAAGGAAAUGGCCAAGACGCCCAUAAAUAAUAUCCUCAAGUGGUUGGCGGUGGCCGAUAUGUUCGUGAUGCUGGAAUAUAUACCCUACACAUCGUAUCAGUAUAUUUAUAUGGGUCCAGGUGAAAAAGAUCUGAGCUACACCUGGGCGGUUUGUCUGCUGGUCCACAUGCACUUCACGCAGAUCCUGCAUACGAUUUCCAUUGGAUUGACUGUUACACUGGCGGUGUGGCGAUAUGUGGCCAUCAGACAUCCGAACGGGGGCUGUGCCAACUUCCUGCUCGCACAUUCCCGGGAGGCGAUCCUCCUGCCCUUCAUCCUGUCCCCGAUCCUCUGCCUGCCCACGUACUUCGUGUUCAAGGUGCGCGAGACCUACGACGUGGACAAGGCCAAUGAGGAGGCCAUGUACCACGUCUACUUCGACAAGGACUCGGUGCUCUACAGGUUCAAUUUCUGGAUACAUUCCGUGCUAAUCAAACUUCUGCCAUGCGGCAUUUUGAUCGUGAUCAGUGCAGUACUCAUGCAUGUUUUGUGCGAGGCCUCGAGACGUCGUCUAAAACUAAGGGAUUACAAUAAUCCUGCCAAGUAUGCCAUCCAGCUCAACCUGAACGAAGCCAAGUCCAAGAAGCCUCCUCGCUGCGAUCGUCGCAAUGAUCGGACUACCCUUUUGUUGGUGGCAGUACUGGUUCUGUUCCUGAUCACCGAAUUCCCGCAGGGAUUACUGGGUCUGCUGUCCGGAGUGAUGGAGAAGUGCUUCUUCGCCCACUGCUAUCCGCCCUUUGGCGAACUGAUGGACCUCCUGGCCCUGAUCAAUGCCGCCGUAGGAUUCGUGCUCUACGGACUGAUGUCGAAGCAGUUCCGGUCCACCUUCAGAUCGCUCUUCAUGAAGCGGCACUUUGGCAGCACCGAGAUGACCAGGCUAACACGAGUUACCACGACUUGUGUUUAAGUUUGGUCUGGGAAGAGAGUCUCCGAGAUGUGAUUAUGAGUAGGAUCAAAAGGAAGGAUCAUUUUGAGGAAACAGAUUUACGGGGAUUAGGUGAAGGACAUCCAAGAUGUCCCGGGCUGGCUCCAUUUGAAUUUCUAAAUUAUAAACUUUAUAAAAGUUUCGUUUACUCGAGUAACGAAAAAAGAAACUGUGAGUGCGGGAUUAAUCUACACACUGAUCGAUGCACUAUUAAUUUACUUUCGUUGUCCAAGAAGAUUUGUCUUUAGAUUGAUUGGUGCAUUGAUCGGUUCAAAAAUUGAUUCUGCUUGUGAUUUGGCUGUUUUGAAAGUGCCAUUUCAUUUCCAACUUAAUUACGUUAGCCAGUUGGUGUUUCAAUUUCAUAUUAGUGUGUAAGUUUUUGCUAGGCUAAGGCAGUACAAGCUGUACAAAUACGAGACAUUUACUUUUCACUAAGGCCAAACCAUUAAUAUAGCUAAGCUAAGAGGAAAGAAAAACUCUACGAGCCCCUAGUUGUUUUUUCCUCUUGGCUGGUAUUAUUAAAUGCUAUUUUGGUAAUACUUCGAUUACUGGAUUCUGGAGUUAAACGUCAAUGCAUUUUACAUUGGCUCUUUUGUAAACCUAAUCAU